GUAUUUGAGAUGUCAAUUACUACGCAAGCACUAGUUGCCCCAAAAGCUAAUGGAUCGUUGAAGAUUCAAGACAUACAUCUUGAUGACUUGCGUCCGAACGAAGCUCUUGUGGAAAUCCAUGCCGUUGGUAUCUGCCAUGCGGACAUCUCCUGCCUGAAUGGCACGAUUCCGGUCAAAUUUCCAUGCGUUUUUGGUCACGAAGGCGCAGGCAAAAUUCUCCAAAUUGGCAGUGCAAUUAGAAAUAUCAUUCCCGGUGAUAAAGUUAUUCUCAGUUACAAUGCUUGCUACGAUUGCCCUACGUGCCUAUCGGGCUGUCCAGCAUAUUGUCACCAUAUGUUAAAACUGAAUUUUGGAGGGACAAGAUUGGACGAUUCCUACACCAUGCGGACAAGUGAUGGGUCUCCUAUAUCUGGCAACUUUUUCGGUCAAAGCUCGUUUUCAAAGACCGCAAUUGUUUCCAAGUCUAGCAUUGUGAAGGUUCCACCAAACACACCUUUGCAGCUUCUGGCCCCAUUGGGUUGUGGCUUGCAAACUGGAGCGGGAGCGAUUUUUAACAUCCUGAAUCUUUCAAAGGGUAGCUCCGUGGUUGUAUUUGGCACAGGGGCUGUUGGAAUGGCCGCGAUAAUGGCCGCAAAAAUCCGCCGGGUUGAUAUCAUCAUUGCUAUUGACAUUCUCCAAAAUCGGUUAGCAACGGCCCGGACCCUCGGAGCGACACAUGCCAUGGAAUUCAACGGGUCGGAUUCGAUUUUGCAGAUAAGAACAAUAUGCGGCGGGGUUGGAGCAACGUGCGCGAUUGAUACAACUGGAAACAUAACUGUUAUAGAAGAAAUGAUGGAAUGUCUCGGACCAAAAGGAAAAGGUAUCACCAUUGGAGCCCCCUCGCCUGGCCAAAAAGUCAAGGUUGACGUAUUUCGCCAUAUAACCCUUGGCAGACAGUACAUUGGAUGUAACCAAGGUGAUUCCGUGCCACAGGAGAUGAUUCCGAUCUUGAUUGAACAGUAUUUCAAUGGCAAUUUUCCCGUAGAGAAGAUAGUAAAGAUAUACGAUUUUGCCGACUUCGAAUCUGCCCUCAAGGACAUCAAAUCAGGCCGAACGAUCAAGCCUGUGUUGAUUUGGCCUGAGGCUAGCCACCUUUAA
This is a messenger RNA of Penicillium manginii, 1137 nucleotides long. RefSeq names its product NAD(P)-dependent alcohol dehydrogenase. Gene Ontology annotation, molecular function: zinc ion binding; oxidoreductase activity. The annotation marks the transcript as partial. The transcript has 3 exons. The record is from RefSeq and is a predicted model, not a curated record. NCBI's taxonomy places the organism in Eukaryota, Fungi, Ascomycota, Eurotiomycetes, Eurotiales, Aspergillaceae.